Aphis gossypii (cotton aphid) is the source of this 2454-nucleotide messenger RNA. RefSeq lists its product as uncharacterized. Gene Ontology annotation, biological process: spermatogenesis. The coding region runs from base 397 to 2265 and encodes 622 amino acids. The transcript has 14 exons. NCBI's taxonomy places the organism in Eukaryota, Metazoa, Arthropoda, Insecta, Hemiptera, Aphididae. The record is from RefSeq and is a predicted model, not a curated record.
AUUUUAUUUUUAAACGCUACACAAUAAUUCGACGUAGGCAUACGAAUACCACAGUAAACGUCAUUGAGUAGGUAUACUAUACACACACGAACACAAUUACAUAACCUAACUGUAAAUAAUAAUUAUUCGAUAUUGUUUUCGUAACGUAAUUUAAAGUGAUAUAUUGAUCCAGCAUUCCAGCAGAAAGCAUGCUUUUGGGUUUUCAACUUCUGUAUCGACCGUAGUUUUUCAGACUUCGGGUGUAGUUGUUAUUACGUUGUUUUUAAAUAACAACAAUUAUUAUCGUCGUUUAUUGCGAGUAUUCUAAUACUAAUACUAUACCUACGUAUAAAUAGCAUAAUAUUGAAUACUGCAAUUAAUUGACGUUUAAGUGUUGUUAUUAUACAAUUUUCUACGAUGUCAAAUUUAAUUGAAAUUGAUGAGAUAAUCUCCAAUUUAAAAGCCACCAUCACAUCAAAUAAAGGCGGUGUGCAUUUAAAUUGCAUUGAAUCUGAUUAUUAUAAUUUAAUUGGUGAACCUAUACCAUAUCGAAAUCUAGGAUUUAAUUCCGCAGUAGAAUUUCUUGAGUCUCUCAAAGAAGUAUUUAAAAUAAAAAAUAAAGGAAUUAACACAUUUGUGUAUGUAGUAAGUGGUGGAAAGACUCAACACUUAGAAAAAAUGAUAAGCAAACAAAAAACUAAGUCUAAACGUAAAUCAAAAUCAAAGUCAUCUGCUGUGGUUACACAUAAAAAAAUUAAUAAUACUUAUAACGGCUGCUACAGUUCCAUGCAAUAUAGGUUGAAAAAAAAUAGACAACCAGUCGAUAAUUUAAAAAAACAUACAACUGAUAUAAAUCCUACCAACCAAAAUAACUGUGGAUUGCCGAAAAAAAAUUAUGAAACUAAAAUAUUCAGAAAAAAAGAUGAACCAAAAGUUUAUGCUCAAGAUCGAUUACAAAAAUACAAAAAAAAAUGUAUUGAUCAGAUUGAGAACAAAGAAGUAAAAAACAAGACUACAUUGGAAGAUUCGUUUCUGGAACUAUCAGAAAUAUUCACAAAAAAAUGCAAUAUUCGUGAUACGGAAUUUAAUGUACCAAUACAACCUAAACAACUACCUGCAGAUUUAAAUGAUCAGACUAACUUGGAAAUUAAUCAAUAUACAUUUGAAAGUAAAUGCAAGAAAAUUGUAACUGUAACUGCUGUGUUUAGCCCUUCAAACAUUUGUGUCGUAUUGGAAGAUCAUAAUACUAAUAGUAAUUUACUAGGAAUGCAAAUGGAAUUUAACAGAAUGAAAACAGGUGUUCAAACUCAAUUAAAUACCAUUCCAAUUAUUGGUCAUUAUUAUGCACUGUAUCAUCAACAAAGGUGGCAUCGAAUUGUAGUUGAAAGUAUUGUUUUUGAUAACUUAAUUAAAUGUUUUUUUAUUGACACUGGAAAAUCAGUAAUUAUAAACCAAAAUCAAAUUCAUACACUGGAUCCAAAAUUUGUUCAGAUAUGUAGUCAGGCAAUGAAAGCUGUAUUAAAUAAGUUAAAACUAUUUGAUGAAUUCCCAUUCAUCAAAGAAAUUGUAAUUGAAAAAAUAUUAGAUGUCAAGUGUAUUCUAAUUCCAGACAGUGUCAUUACGAAUCCUCCUACAGUGACUUUAUAUGAUUUGGAAACUAAGAUGAAUAUAAAUGACAUAAUAAUCAGUAAAUUUUAUGAAAAAGUAACACCAACGAUUACUUUAAGAGAUGGAUAUGAUUCUGCAGAAGUGAAAUUAAUAUCUAUGGAAAAUGGAUACUGUUACAUGCAGUUCAAUCCAGAUUUAAUCAAAUCUCUGGAAAAACUUUUUUCAUCAAAUCAAUUUUUUGGACCUUGUAUUAAAAAUGCCAGAGAUAUUGAUUAUAAAAAUAUAUAUUUGGCUUACUAUGAACAAAAUAUUAAAGGUAGAGUUAAAGUGGAAUUUUUCAUUUCUGAUGAUCAGGUUAAAGUAUUUUUUAUUGACUAUGGACAUUUCAAAACUGUUAAAGUAACUACAUUAAUUGAUCUAUCCAGAAUUAAUGUCUAUCUUGUUCGAAUUCCAAGUCAAGCUGUUAAAGUAUCAUUACAUAUGUUUCCUCCUGAAGAUGUAACUGUUAGAACAGUACAGGAGUUAUUUAAUAUUUUAGGAGAUAAUAACAAUGUUACAAUUUAUAAACUUAAAGAUUUCAAGGGACAAAUUCCAUGUGUUCAAUUAUGGAAUAUUGCAUAUCCUGAUACAUUUAUCAACAUUAUUUUAUACUCAAGAUUAUACAAGUUAAACCAAUGAAGUAAUAUUUGAUGCAAAGAAGAAAUAAUUUUGGAUCCCAUUUAUAUUGUAUUUAAUAUUUAUUAUAAACUUUUUUAUUAUUUCAUAAUCAAGUUGUAUAUGAAAUAAUAUUAUAUAUUUAAGAUUUUUACAUUUAUAUUUAAACAUAAACAAAAAUAAAGAGAAGAGAAACAAUAUUUUAGCACUUUU